Molecule: messenger RNA, 1485 nt
Organism: Seminavis robusta
Lineage: Eukaryota; Bacillariophyta; Bacillariophyceae; Naviculales; Naviculaceae
Source: the annotation of a GenBank genome assembly
AUGAUGCGCUCCAACCUUCUUUCCACUCUUCUCGUUUGUGUAUCCCUCCAUGGUGUGUUGGUCGACGCUACCGACUCUGUGCUGGGCGUCCAUGGCUCGGGUACUAGCAACCCUGCUCGUUGCUACGGAUCCGUCAUUGAAGAAUUGCAAGCCCGCUCCAAGGUACCAUUGCGCAUGACCUACCGUUCUGUGGGAUCUUCCAUUGGUCUGGAAGAGUUUGUGAAUGAGUUCAACCCUCUCCGUUCUGCCGAUGAUUUUGGAUCUGGAGAGAUCCCCUUGUCCACGGAACAGUGGCAGACAUUCCAAGAUGCCAAUGUGACUGUCAUGCAGCUACCCACCCUCUUUGGAGCCGUGUCCUUCUUCCAUUCGGUGCCUGACAUGCCCAACCUGAACUUGACCUCCUGUUUGUUGGCGCGCAUCUUUAUGCGAGACAUCAAGGAUUGGGCUCAUCCAGAUAUCCGGGAAAUCAAUCCUGGUCUUGACAGGCUGUUUGCUGGCGACAAUUCCAACAGUUUGGGAGCGUCUUUGCGCAUCCGCGUGGCCCGUCGAGAGGAGGGAAGUUCCAAUACCAACGCCAUUACUCAGUACUUGAGGGUUGCCUGUCCCCAACACUUUCCAGCUGACAUGGUAGGGCCUCUCCCGGAAUGGCCCAUUGACACGGAAGCCUGUCGGGGCACCUUGGGGAUGAAUGAUUGCAUCACUCAACGUGCUGGAACAAUCGGAUACAAUGACGCUGGUAUUGGUCUUUUUGCUGGAUUGGAUGAGAUCUCCAUCAAGAACAAAUAUGGCCGUUUGCUCACCUCCCAAAUUGCCGCUGCCAACGGUGGUAUCGGGGCCAAAGAAUCCGGUGUUUUGCCUUCUGACCCCACUGCUGAUUUUGGUCGAGUAUCUUUGCUCGACCAGCAGGGAGAAUACACAUGGCCCAUCACUCUCCUGACCUACAUUUAUAUCCGCACAGACUUGUCCUUCAAGACAGAUCCUGCGGAGCGUGGUCUUUUGAUUACCUUUUUGAAGGCACUCUACGAUCCCAAUUAUGUUUCGCGUUGUCAAUCCAACUAUGGAUUCUUUUUGGCGGAUGGUCCCGCCCUAGAAUUGGGCAUGAAGGGAAUUGAAUUGCUGGAGAGUGUCAAUAUUUCUCCAGAAGACCCUCAAUGGACAUUUGAAGACAAGCCUGAACCCAUUGUUGGCGCAGGAGCAUAUGUUCUUUCCUCCAACAGACGCAACUUUCCAGCAGUUGAGCGCGAACACAAUCUGGAUGGUGUGCAAGAUCUACGUGCGGUCAUCUUGCAACUCGAGGAACAGGUCGCCACUUUGCAAACCGAAUUGGAGAAUCCCAGUAGUGGUGGUGGCAAUGAUGAAGCCGAGUUUUCACACAAGUAUGAAGCCAUGAUUGUGGCAGGCCUCACCAUGGCAACACUCUCAUUGAUUUUUGUCUUGGGGCUUGCUGCUGUGGUCAUUACCCAAAGCCGAGCCGGGGGAAAGUAG